Messenger RNA from Erigeron canadensis, 2006 nucleotides. RefSeq names its product zinc finger CCCH domain-containing protein 29-like. NCBI's taxonomy places the organism in Eukaryota, Viridiplantae, Streptophyta, Magnoliopsida, Asterales, Asteraceae. The record is from RefSeq and is a predicted model, not a curated record. Bases 96 to 1841 code for a protein of 581 amino acids. Gene Ontology annotation, molecular function: metal ion binding; protein binding. The transcript has a single exon.
UCAUUAUUCUCAUAUCAUACUUCACCUUAAUUUCAACAUUAUUUUCUACAAAUACUCAUAAGUUCCAUAUAUAUAGUUGUAGAAUAUUUUAAAUCAUGGAGGGAGAUAUGUUACAAAGAAAUAAAUAUAAAGUCCUAAUGAAGUGUUCCAAUUUGCUCGAAUUAGCUGCUAUUGAUGACGUGUCCGGAUUCGUAAAAGAAGUAGAAGGAAAAGGGAUUGAGGUUGAUGAAGCUGGUUUCUGGUAUGGACGAAACGGCUCGUCCAAACCGAAAAUGGGGUUUGAAGAACGAACCCCAUUAAUGAUUGCUUCUAUUUAUGGAAGCAGUCUGGUUUUAAAGUAUAUACUCGGUACUAAAAAAGUAGACGUGAACAAGACGUCUAGUACCGAUGGUGCUACUGCCCUCCACUGUACUGCAGCUGGAGGGUCAGUGACGUCAGUUGAAAUAGUCAAAAUGUUAGUUGAUGGUGGUGCUGAUGUGAAGAUAACCGAUUUUAACGGGAACAAACCUGGCGACUUGAUUGCUCGUGGCAUAAAAUCGUCGAUACGAAAGGGGUUAGAGAUGAUGUUGAAAGGUUUUGUAAUCGAUGAUAUCGUUGAGGCGAAAAAGGAGUACCCAACUGAUAUAUCAUUGCCGGAUAUAAACAGUGAAUUGUAUGGUUCGGAUGAGUUUAGAAUGUAUACUUUUAAAGUGAAGUUAUGUUCGAGAGCUUACACACACGAUUGGACCGAGUGUCCGUUUGUUCAUCCGGGCGAGAACGCACGAAGACGCGACUUGAAAAAGUACAACUAUACUUGUGUCCCGUGUCCUGAGUUUCGCAAAGGAAGUUGUGCAAAUGGUGAUUCUUGUGAGUAUGCUCAUGGGGUGUUUGAGUCUUGGCUACAUCCGGCUCAAUACAAAACUCGUUUGUGUAAAGAUGAAACUGGAUGUGCGCGAAAAGUAUGUUUUUUCGCGCACAAGGUAGAGGAAUUAAGACCUUUGUAUGCAUUGACCGGGUCUGCAAUUCCUUCACCAAAAUCAGAGUUGGUUAAUGAAACGGGGUUAAUGAGCCCAGGAACGGGAUCUGGUAUGGGCUCUAUUCAGAGCCCAAGUUUGAUGGGUCGUAGUUCCACCCCACCCAUGUCGCCUACUAUUUCUCAGGUGAAUGGGUGGCAGAACAAAAUGAACCAUUUGACCCCGCCCGUGCUUCAACUCUCCGGUAGUCGUUUAAGAACGUCUAUAAAUGCCCGAGAUGUGAGGCAACAAAUGAUCAACGACUUGUCCGCAAAUCUCUACACUAAAAGCUUUGGAGAAAUGAAUAGUUCUAACGCGGAAGACGUUUUUGGAUCUUUUGAUCCAUCUUUAUUGUCCACAUUACAAUCUCCAAAUAGGCACCAAGAAAUCCGAAAUAACUCAAAUCAGCUCCACGGAAACUACUCAAAACUCGCUUUUGACUCAUCUUCCGUGGUUGCUCAAGCAGUAAUGAAUUCGAGGUCGAAUGCAUUUUCAAAACAACGUAGUCAAAGUUUCAUCGACCGUGGCGCUACAAGAGCAACUAGUCCACCAUUUUCGCAAUGGGGGUCACCUAAUGGGAAACUCGAGUGGGGGUUUAAUAGCGAAGACGCUAAUAAAUUAAAAAAAUCAGCCUCAUUUGGGGUCAAAAAUGGUAUGCCUAAAAAUGUAAGUUAUGAACCUGAUGUUUCAUGGGUGAAUACAUUGGUAAAAGAUGUUUCCUCAGUCGGAGUUGGGUUGUAUAGCUCGUCGGAAAAGCAGAGAUACGGCGGCUAUGUUGGUGGUCGUGGAGAGAACAUGCCACCGUGGGUCGAACAAAUGUUUAUAGAGCAAGAACAUUUGGUGGCAUAAAAUCAAACCUAAUAGUUUUGUUACCAUAUAACCUAAGUAGAUUUGUGUCUAUAUUCUUUUAUGACUUUUUCUAAUAUUAUGUGUUCUUCUCUCCAUACCUUAAAAAUGGGGAUUUUAAUACUGAAUUUUCUUGAGCUAUAUAUAGUUUGAUAUAUUUCAUGACAA